Periconia digitata is the source of this 2409-nucleotide messenger RNA. The record is from the annotation of a GenBank genome assembly. NCBI's taxonomy places the organism in Eukaryota, Fungi, Ascomycota, Dothideomycetes, Pleosporales, Periconiaceae.
UAACACACAAUUUCAAACACAAUCUCCUUCCAGACUUAGUAUUCACGAUGAUACCUCUUCCAAACGAAAUAAUCCUUCAAAUCAUUACAUACCUCGAGCCCGAAGAAGUCGUAAAUCUGCAACAUGUCUCACGUCGCCUCCUUGAGCUAUCUCGCGACGAUAACAUAUGGAAACAACUGUGCUUCGAGCACUCUAUUGGAGAGCGCCGUCGUCGCCGGCGCCUACAAUCGCCUCCGGACACAGAUCCCCACCUAGCGGAGCUGAUCAGAGCUGCAAAUAACGUCUCUGGUUCCUUUCCAACCCAAGCAUUCGCUCUAAAUGCGCUAGACCCCGAUGCAAGUACUCAUCGGAGUGCAUCAAAACGCAGAGCCGCGCUGCUCGCGAACUGGGACCCUACCUAUGUUGGAGAGAAGGUCAACUUCUACGAGGAAUUCAUACAGCGGCACGCACCACAUUCUAUGAGAUGGCUUCAGGAAGCAAAAUAUGGCCACGAAGAUGAUGGCUUGCGUCGCGAAGCUACGGGCGCGGGUGUACUGUAUGGUGAAGAUGGAGUGGCAGACAAGCUCAUUGCUCCACUGGAAGACGGAUCGAUCAGCAUAUAUGACGUGCCCGGCAACACUGAACGCGAGGGAAAGAUGAUCGCUAGAACUGAGAUCGGACUGCUGGCAGACCGAGGUUCUGACUUGGACCAGGAUACGAGGCUGAACCAAAGUCAAACUAUCAUGACGGAGACGGGAGCAGUUGAAUGCGUAAGCGUGGACAGCGGACAGAAGAAGGCUUUUUUUGCUGUGCAAAAUGUACUCAACGAGGUGGAUCUAAAUACGCUGCAAGUUAUCUCUAGAACAACAUACCCAUUUGCGAUCACUGCUCUUUCAGAGUCACGUCAUCCAACGCCAAUGACUGUCGGCACGAAUUGGACGCUCCAUCUGCAUGACACGAGGAAGCCUGCGGUUGCACAAGCAGAGGUGAAGUGCGAACUGAUCGGAGGCCCUACGACCGACUCAUUCUCAAGACUAUACAGAGAUGAAUUUGGCGGCCACGUUUCUCUGACACAGCCUGGUCCGUUGUCCAUCUUACAUCUACCGACUACUAGGGAAUCGGAUGGCAAUGGAGACAUAUGGGUAGGCGGGCGAUUCACCAGCUUCCUCAACUUCGAUAGGCGUUUCUUUCCACGAAUUCACGGCACCGUACACUCAGGUGCUCGUCUAUCAUGCCUAACAGCCCUUCCACAUCCCUUCAUCCCGCAUGAGCUUCGCCAACAACGACCCUCCACCUCAACAGCAAGCCUCCUUCAUGAAGCCAAAGCAGCCCCAGGCUACACACUCAUAGCAGCAGGCGAAUACAAAGGGAAAGGCUCUCUCGAACUCUACGGAUUAUCCAGUGAGCCCACCCGCACAUGCUACCAAAACCGACAAACAGCAUCGAGCUCCAAACUCCUCUCCGUCGCCGCGCAUGGCACACGCCUCGUCUUCUCCGAUGGAGACGGCAACCUCAAAUGGGUAGAGCGUGACGCCUCGACACCAGUUCGUCACUUCAACAUCAACGAUCCAGUUCCUAACGACCCUCCACCACCACCUCCAUCCUCCAUUGCAUCAUCCACCCCCACGUCUCCACCCGGAAUCCAACUUCUUAACCCUGCUGCAUCUUCGAGCGCCGUCUUUGACACUCCUUUAUCCUCAGGCGACAUCGUGCAGAAGAUUAUCCCCACGCUCUCGCCUUCACUACAUCACUACAACACUCAACGAUCCCGUGACGCUUCCGCCCUCGGUCAGGAUAACCUACUCAUUUGGACCGGCGAUGGUAGGCUCGGUGUUGUGGGAUUUGGACGCGGCGACGACGUGUUCCAGGAUGCGGUGGAGCAUCUCGAAGAUGUUGCCGAAGAGGCCAUGAGAGAUGGUGAAGGUAGUGGUAGUAGGGGAAGGGAACGGGAAAGAGAAAGUUUGAGAGAGAGGGAGAGGGCGUUUGAGGCGCAGAUGAGGUGGGCGCUUGAAGGGCAGGCUAGAGAGGCUAGGUGGUUGAGGGGGUACGGGCUGUAGGCUGGAGACGGAGGCUCGGCGUCUUGUGUCAUUGCUGUGUUUGUGGGAGGGGGGAAGUAGAAUCCUGUUAGUAGUUAGUUGGCGUAUAUGGCAACUAUCGCAAGUCUGGUAUGUUACGCCAUGUCUAGUCCAUGUGAGUUGGAUAUCGUGCGGCGAAAAAAACAAAAAGAAUUCACCUGCCCCUUUCCUCCUCCACUACAACUAUCUCCUACCGUCUGUCUCACUACCUCUCCUUUCCCGAUCCCCUUUUUUUUCUUUCUCGGGGGAAUUGGAUACAUGUAUCUAUCAAAGCUAUCUUUCUACAGAACAGACUAUUAAUAUCUACUCCUCAGAUUUUUUAUUUUUAAUUGGAAGUUAUAGUGUUCCCUACACC